CACUUUCACCAUGCAUUAUAAUAUUCAUUCGGGAUUAUAGUCCAUGUAACGUAAGAAAUAAUAUUCGACAUUGACAAGAAUCCAGAUUUGAUAUUACAAUAUAACUACAGACAGGACCGAGACGAAGUUUGGUUAAGGAUUUAGGUUUGAUAUUCGUCGACUUCAAAUCAAGGGAAGAAGUCAAUUCAAGGAUUUAGGUUUGAUAUACUCUGUGACUCCAACCCUAAAAAUAAGUUUAGUCAAGGAUCUAAGUUUUAUAUUCUUUGACUGCAACUUCAGGGAAUAACGACAAAGAAGAGUUUACUUAAACUUUGUUGAAGACCAAGCUUCUGUGACUCCAAAACUCCAGAGAAGGAACCUGUAAUUACUUUGAAAUGGACUAAGCUGCACUUUUCUGUGACUCCAACUUUGCUUCAGUCCAACUACCAACUUCAGUCCAACCAACUCCAACCAAAACUCCAACCAAAACUCUUGUGUCUCCAAGACUCCAGAGAAGAAGCCUGUAAUUACUUUGACAUUGACUAAGCUGCACUUUUCUGUGACUCCAACUUUGCUUCAGUCCAACCACCAACUAUUACUAGCUGCAAUCAGACAGAAUGGUUUGUUGCCAACCCUGCGAUGAUUCCUACCAGAAGAAGCAUAUGGUUGCGUGUGACAUCUUCUCGUCUCUUAUCACGAGAUUUCUAUUCUUCCUCCAAUGUUUCAUUUCCAUCUGGAGAGUCGUAGACGCCAAGGAGAGAAAUGGUGACCCGAAAUACAACAUGUAUUGGCUGCUGUGUGGCCUGAUGAUAGGUUUGGUUGUGGACUCGAUCUACACCAUUGGACAUCGGAAGGGAAAGGAAUACAAAUGGGCAUCUUCCAGUUUUUUCUUCUUCCUUGUUGCCGCUGUUCCUCCCAUUUGGAUGUUGGAACUGGAUCGCUGGGACCGCUACGAAGCAGCAUCGAAAAAUCUCAAUGUCACAUUGAAACAGGAAGCCGAGAAGCUGUCCGAUUUUGCUGGGAUUGAGAUCCCGCUGUACCUUCAACCAGACACCUGGGUGCAAGUCCUUGAACAGAGCCUCAUCUUGCUUCUUGUCCCCACCAGGUGGAUCCUACCAAGAGGAGCUAUCACCAGGGAAAGACUCUCCCAAAUUCUCUUGGUCUAUGUCGCACUUGGCGCUGACAUCAUUGAACUUUUUGAUCUUUUCGAAUUAAAGGUAGUGAUGCAGGACUUCAAUAUAUUCCUUGCCAUUCUUGGAGUCUGGUCCCUCAGUUUGCUUCAAUUUACUUUACUGUUGGCCUCCUCCGGAGGUGGUCGAAAAGAAAGAUUUGCUUUUAUCAGCGAGUAUUCGGACCCUAACCUUGAAUCAAGAAAGGGCAGCAAGGGACGCAAAUAUGACCCGAUAGAGGUCGCAGCAUUAUGUAUGACCUUGGCUUUCCAGGAUAUUCCAUUUCUUUGUGUUCGGUUGUAUAUCAUGGUGAAAUAUCAGUUGAUAACUAACACGCUGUUAUUCUUCGCCUGCAAGAAUAUCUACGUCAUCCUGCUGCAGAUUUAUCGCAUUUUUGUAAUCACGUGCCUACCACCUGAAGACAGUGUUUCGAAAGGUCGACGUAAGAGUAAUCAAGAUGUUCAGUCUGAUGCAGAAACUGACCGGUUCGAUAACAUUGCAGAGGGUGUGGACGUAGACCCAUCAGCGACACCUGCUGGCAUUAACGGAAAGAAUGGAAUUCCACUGGAUAAAUCAGCUCACGAUGGUGAUUUGAGUUCGGCUCAGCUAUACUAGAUGAAUCCCACUGGGUGCGCUGACUGUUAAAUAGCCCAUUACUGUCAAAACGACAUCUAAACAAAAACGCGUAUAUAUUCACUUUUUCGGAUCCUAUUAAGACGACCUAUUGCUAGUUUCUACUCACAGCCGACUGGGUAUGAUGUUGCA
Messenger RNA from Lineus longissimus, 1913 nucleotides. Its product is annotated as transmembrane protein 26-like. The record is from RefSeq and is a predicted model, not a curated record. The coding region runs from base 597 to 1763 and encodes 388 amino acids. The transcript is spliced from 4 exons. NCBI's taxonomy places the organism in Eukaryota, Metazoa, Nemertea, Pilidiophora, Heteronemertea, Lineidae.